AUGGUAAGCCCGUCGUUCUUCUUACGACCACCACUCGCUUCAUCGUCAUACAUUCAAUAUCUCUCAAAGGCUCUUUUUCCAAGCUUGACCUGUUUAGUAUCACCCGGACCCUCAGGGCUUUGCUUUUUCUUCUUUCCCCUCCCGCUGUCCAGUCUUUACCAGGCUGCUGAAAAAGAAAGCAGUGCGAAGCUACUUCCGUCAUCCAAUCCUCCUUGCUUUUCCUCCGGUUUCUUCGCUUUUGUUCCCCCGUCAUCCCAUGCGUGCACCCCGGCAGACGGAAGCCAUGUGCUUCCUGCACCACUAGUCAUCUAA
Messenger RNA from Trichophyton rubrum CBS 118892, 312 nucleotides. RefSeq lists its product as uncharacterized. NCBI's taxonomy places the organism in Eukaryota, Fungi, Ascomycota, Eurotiomycetes, Onygenales, Arthrodermataceae. The transcript has a single exon. Bases 1 to 312 code for a protein of 103 amino acids. The record is from RefSeq and is a predicted model, not a curated record.